Molecule: messenger RNA, 531 nt
Organism: Rotaria sordida
Lineage: Eukaryota; Metazoa; Rotifera; Eurotatoria; Philodinida; Philodinidae
Source: the annotation of a GenBank genome assembly
AUGCAAUACAAACAAGGAAGUGAAACAGUAGAUAUGAUCAAUACUCCUUAUAUACUUGUUUCAAGACCAUUGUCAUCGAAUGAAGAUCCUGAAGGUCUUAUUAUGGCUGGUACAAUUACUAUCAUUUUUGGACCUACGAUCGAUAUUUGUUUAAUUGGUAAUGGAAAUAUUGCAAAAAUAGCUGGAUGUCUUAUUUCAAUUCUAUUCUACACCUUUGGAAUAUUCGUUGCUUAUCGAUAUUAUCAAACAGGUUUACGAGUGUUUGCUUGGUUGAACAUAAUUACACUGAUUAUACUAGGUAUUGCAAUCGUAGCUUUGUUCAUCACUGGUAUCACAAAUUCAAAUAACAUUCUAUUAUCUAUUUAUAAUGGACAAUAUCCUAAUACCAUGAUUAAGACACGAACAGGUGCUUUCGUUUGUGCUUUUAUAUACAUACCUGAUUUUAUUCUUAACAUAAUCAUUGUCAAAUUUUCCUUCAAAUUGGCUAAACUUAUUGAUGCAAAAAUAUCUUUAACCAGUCAACAAAUUUAA